This is a messenger RNA of Dreissena polymorpha, 2239 nucleotides long. RefSeq names its product putative OPA3-like protein CG13603. The coding region runs from base 129 to 656 and encodes 175 amino acids. Lineage: Eukaryota; Metazoa; Mollusca; Bivalvia; Myida; Dreissenidae. Gene Ontology annotation, cellular component: mitochondrion. The transcript has 2 exons. Gene Ontology annotation, biological process: regulation of lipid metabolic process. The record is from RefSeq and is a predicted model, not a curated record.
AAGCUCCGGAACGGGAGAUCACUCUUGGAGGUGCACAAUUCAAUAUCUGUCGAUUUUCUGUUUAUAAGAGUGCACGUCUUCAACAAUUGCCGAUUACUUAAAAAUAAAUCGGUGUCAUUAAAUUAAAGAUGCCGCUACCUCUGAUAAAGUUGGGAGUCUUGUUUUUUAAGCAGAUAAGCAAGCCGAUCACGAAUGCUAUCGUUCGAUACGCCAAGGUGUCGCCAACCUUUAGAAAGAUCUGCUUGUUUCCAGCUAAUGUCUACAAUGUCUAUGAGGUUCAAGUUAAGUCCAGACUUCUUACCGGAUUGGGCAAGGGUCCAAAAAAAGAAGAUAUAAAACCCAUAAGUACAGAUGAGGCCGUUGAGCUAGGAGCUGCAGUAAUGGGAGAAGCAGUUAUCUACCUUUUGGCAGUGGGAAUCUUGUACUGGGAGUAUUCUUACCAACCAAAGAAAGAUGAAGAGAAAAAAUAUGCUGAGAGAAAAAGCGACUUGGAAAUUCUGCAGAAUCAGUUGACAGACCUAUCAUUGAACUUAGCAUCAGUCGAAGCUCAGCUGAGGGAAGCUCAAAGAACAAUUGGUGAACUGGACAGUAGCAAUAGAGUGCUCACAGAACAAGUGUUUUCAAAGGGCAAAAAAAGUACCUGCACAAUCAGUUGACAGACAUUUAAUUGAAUUAUGCAUCAGUUUAGGGAAGCUCAAAGAACAAUUGGUGAAUUGGACAGAAGCUAUAGAGUGCUCACAGAACAAGUGUUUUCAAAGGGCAAAAAAGUGCCUGCAGAAUAAGUUUACAGAGAUUUAAUUCAAUUAUGCAUCAGUUGACUCUCAGCUGAGGGAAGCUCAAAGAACAAUUGGUGAACUGGAAAGUAGCAAUAGAGUACUUAAACAAAUUAUGUUUCUAAAGGGCAAGAGAAAGUAAAUUGCUUUCUAUUAUUUACCCAUAUGUUGUUUUUAAAGAUUAUAUAUGUUUACAUACAAGAUGUAAAUAUUGACCAUACAUUUGUUUCUAUGUUAGUAAAGAAAGGUUUGUUAUUCUUUUCAAACUGUGCAGCUGUAUAGUAAAUGACAUAGCAAGGUUAAAUGCUUCUGAAUGCAGUGAUUUCGCCCUUUCUUAAAUAAGUUCCGGUUAGGGACACUUUCCUAAUAAGGAAAUAAUUCCAUAAUUCCUUAUUGUUGCAGAAAAACUUCCAAAAAGCGGAAAGUCAUGUCAAAAUGUUGAAAUGUGGAAGUGAACAAAUACAAGGGAUUACUUGUUUGUAACAAAGAGCACCUUGCUUGAUUAAUUAAGGUUUAGUAAAACAUUGUUAUCAAUUGAUUCGGACAUUGCUGUUUUACUUUAUAUCAAUAAUAGGCGGGGGAAUUUUUUUAAACUUUUAUUAAAUAAAAAGAGUCAAAAUAAUGAAAAUAUUUUUUUUGAUAUGGAAGCCUCAUUGAUGCCUGCAUUGACCAAAAUAUGACCUUAAGGACACUGUUACUGAUGAAAAUUGCUGACCUGAGUGAGCUACUAGUGUCAAGGAGGCCCUAGAAGUGCAUCAGUCAAGAUAUCAGAUGAUUGAAUAAUAACAUGUUGAUGAUGUUUCAGACAUGAAGAGUGUCAGUCCAAAAUUAGCACUAAAACUAAAAAAUUCCACCCCCCCCAAAAAAAUAUUUAUAUGGGUUUUUCGCAGUUAUGGGCCACACAAAUAAAUAGUAAUAUCUUCAAAUAGGGAUUUUAUUAAAAACCCUAAAAUCUCAAUUUGAAGAUUUUGCAAGGCAAGGCCAAUUUUCCCAAUUUCAUUUUUAUAAGUACCGGUACUUAUAACAAUAGGGCAGAAUAAUCCCUGAAAUGCCUGUGUUACUUUUGAUUGUUACUUUGUGAUCAAACUGUUCCAUAAUAUACACAGUUGAAUUUUUUUUAUUCAUUGAUGUUAUUGUAUAAAAUGUAUCCUGUUGCUGAGCUGAAUAAUAUUCUUGGUACUUCAAAUAUAGGGUGGGGAGUAAAGUAAAAUAACUAAAUGAUAUUUGAUAUUUAAUUUUUUAUAUGAAAACUCAAUUUAAUUACUUUAGUGCUUAAUACAUUUUCGCCUUUGAAGUAGUGCCAAAGAAUAAAUAAUAGUAUUAGUAUAUUAUGCAAUUUGCAAUUAAUUUUAUACUGUUAAAAUGUUAUUGAUCAGAUUGUUUUUUAUACUGGCUUUAUGUUUAUAAUGUAUACCAUUCACCAUGUUAUAAAAAUAGUGAAAAUAAAUAUUUAUUUUAGUUCCUUA